Messenger RNA from Oncorhynchus kisutch (coho salmon), 2273 nucleotides. RefSeq names its product G protein-activated inward rectifier potassium channel 4. Gene Ontology annotation, molecular function: inward rectifier potassium channel activity. The record is from RefSeq and is a predicted model, not a curated record. Gene Ontology annotation, biological process: potassium ion import across plasma membrane; regulation of monoatomic ion transmembrane transport. The coding region runs from base 484 to 2058 and encodes 524 amino acids. NCBI's taxonomy places the organism in Eukaryota, Metazoa, Chordata, Actinopteri, Salmoniformes, Salmonidae. Gene Ontology annotation, cellular component: plasma membrane. The transcript is spliced from 4 exons.
UCACACACACACACACAGAGAGAGAGAAAACAAUAUUGAUUGUCCAACGACCAACUUAACAUUUCUGUACUGUGUAUUGUGUUUGUUGUUUAUUUGUCACUUCCCAUGGUGCCAUACUACUUCCUGCACAGCUCGCCAGCCCUGCUGACCCCAUGAGAUGAUUAACAGCUGACCUCCCUAUUGUGAGCAGAGGGAGGUGAGGGGGGAGUGUGGGACAGCCCCCUCUGGUCCGCAGCUGGACAGCAGGCAUCCUGCCAGUUCGCCUUGACAUCACUGGGAGAGAAACCACAGCACCAGCUUUACCACAAAAAGCCAUCCCGCUUGUAUUUAUUUUUGAUAGCUGCUUGUUCUCUCUCCAGUGGAAGAUGAUCCCAAACUGAGAACAACUACUGGCAUCUCUAUUCAGGAAUAAGAAAUCAACUUUCUGGGCCCUCAGUAGUUCAACUGCCACACAGAGCACAGGAAUCUACAGUAGUCUCGCUGAUGGCUUUCACCAUGAUGUGCAGCAGGGUGACAUUACACGAGCCCCAUAACGGUGACUACAGGAGUCCUACAAGAAUUGACCCCCGCAGGAACUCAAUUCCACCAGCACAGACUCUCAGAGCCAAACACCUCCCUAGACCACCCCCAGAAUCAACAUGCUUCACCCCAUAUCCAAAGAGGGUUGCAGCAAAAACCAACAUGGCUUUGACAAUGCUCAACUCCACAAGGAUCUCUCUCAUCCCCAACUCAAAUAACAACAACUAUGACAACUUCCCAGGUGUCUCACCCCAGCCAGCCUCCUCUGCAUCCCCCCAGCCACAGCCCCAGAGCCCAGGCCCCCAUCAGGUUGUUGCAGGAUUGAUCAGCCAGGAGGUAGACACCUGCCAGUAUAUCAUCCCAACUGAGGAGCCAGCCACUUCUCACCGCGGACGCCACCUCAAGCGUUUCAGCUCCAGGUGGUACUCAGGUGCUCCCUUUGGUGGCCCCUUUGGUAGCACCCGUAGCUCCGCCCAUGGCACAAGUGGUGAGAACAAGCCACGCUGCAAACUCCUAGGUGACGAGAGGCCAAGUUAUGGCACAGUCAACAAGCAGCGUCAGCGCUACGUCACCAAAGACGGGAAGUGUCGGGUCAACCUGGGCCCUAUCGAGGACAAGAGCCGUUUCCUCUUGGACAUCUUCACCACUCUGGUGGACUUGAAGUACCGUUGGUUCCUCUUUGUCUUCACCAUGUGCUACGUUGUCACGUGGGUGGCCUUUGCCGAGAUCUACUUCCUAGAUGCCUGGCUGCGGGAUGACGUGGCCCACGUCCACGACCCUCAAUGGCAGCCGUGCUUCGAGAAUGUGGACAGUUUCAUCUCUGCCCUGCUUCUGUCGGUGGAGAGCCAGAGGACCAUUGGCUAUGGCUCCAGAUUGGUGACGGCCAACUGCAUGGAGGGUGUGGUUCUCCUCAUGGCCCAGUCUAUCAUUGGCUCCAUCAUCGAUGCCCUCAUGGUUGGCUGCAUGUUCGUCAAGAUCUCCCGGCCUCAGAAAAGGGCCCAGACUCUGAUCUUCAGCAAGCACUGUGUCAUAUCGGAGCGCGACGAGAAACUCUGCCUCCUCUUCCGCAUCGGAGACCUGAGGGCGAGUCACAUGGUGGACGCCAAGAUACGAGCCAAGUUGAUAAAGUCUAGACAGACCAAGGAAGGGGAGUUCUUACCACUGGAGCAGUCAGAGAUCAACCUGGGCUACGAUACCGGAGGAGACAGGCUCCUGUUGGUCGAGCCACAGACCAUCACCCAUGUCAUCAACGAGAGCAGCCCCUUCUGGGAAAUAGGGGCUGAGCGUCUGACAAGGGAGAGAUUUGAGAUCAUCAUCAUUCUGGAGGGAAUUGUGGAGGCAUCAGGUAUGAUAUGCCAAGCCAGAACCUCCUACACUGAGGACGAGAUUCUGUGGGGCCACCGAUUUGAAUCCUGCAUGUCUCUGGAAAAGGGGUCUUAUCGGGUGGACCGUGGUGCAUUUGACAAAACCUUCACAGUACAAACCCCCACCCUUAGUGCUAAAGAGAAGAGUGAUGAAAAAGAAGAGGUCCUCUUUUAGAUAAUAGAACUGUACUAUUCACACUGAGCAAACAGCCCUUGUAUUAAAAUAAUUUAAAGGCCAAGACUUCUUGUGAAUGCCCUUAGUUCCCUCCCCUCCCUGAGACAAACGUUCCUGUUGUCUCUAAUAUUGUGGACAAACAUUCUUCAAAAGAGUAAGACAUACAGUGCCUUGCGAAAGUAUUCGGCCCCCUUGAACUUUGCGACCUUUUGCCA